Messenger RNA from Prorocentrum cordatum, 1239 nucleotides. NCBI's taxonomy places the organism in Eukaryota, Dinophyceae, Prorocentrales, Prorocentraceae. The record is from the annotation of a GenBank genome assembly.
AUGGCGCUCCUCGUCGAGAUCACCAUGUGCACCUCGUUGCGCAUGAGCUCCCACGUGACUAGCCUCGACGCGUUGUGGACCAGGAUCGCCAUCUUGAUCCUGUCCCCAAUCCUCUCGUGGCUCUGGCUCUCGUACUUCGUGACCUUGAAGUCGAAGAGCCUCGCGUUCCUCACCUCUUCCAGCGGGAACGUCAUGGCUGCUGUCAGUUCGUUGGCCAUCUGCUCGUCGAGGGCCCCGAGGUACGCGAGCAUCUUGAAGCUCCACCCUGGCCACUCGUCCUCGCUGCCUCCGAACGCCUUCGGCUUCGCUAGAAGCCGAGUGUCCACCAGAUCCUGUGGCGCGGCCCUCGCCGCUGCCACGGGCCUGCUCGCGGCGGCGCCUGCGCUCGCUGCUGCUGACUCCGCCGCCAGGGGCGCGGCCCUCGCCGCUGCCCUAUUGCUGGCGCCCGAGAGUCCGCUCGUGCGGCGGCCGAAGGUGCACGACAGGUGCACGCUCCUUGCCAUGCAACUGCGCCCCAAGGAGGGCUGGGAGGGCCGCCACGCGACGGCGCCGCCGGUGCCAGACGAGGAGCUGGAGGGGGUGGACCCGAGCGCGCUGCGGCGCGACCAGCUGAUCUGGGCCGUGGGCCGCGCCGCCACGCUGGGCCUCAGCUCCGAGCGCUUGUGGACAGGCCUCGGCGAGGCGGUGGCCACUCUGGGCGAGUCGCAGCUCACGCCCGCGGAGGUGGCCCGCCUGCUGCAGGCGCUCGCGUACGCGCCGAGGGAGGCGCCGCUGGACGCGAGGCAGCUGCAGAGGCUGCUCAAGGCCUUCGCUGUCAGGGCAGGGGAUUACAGCGACGAGCGCCUCAUGCGGGUCGUCUACGCGUACGGCAAACUCGCAGCCAAGCGCGACCUAGGCCUGCAGAAGUUCUUCGACUUUGUGUCCAGCGAGGUUGUCGAGCGCGCCGCGAAGCUGUCGUGCACGCGCAAGCUGCGGAUCCUGAAGGCCGUGUGGGCUCUGCCGCAGGGUGCGUUGCUCGGAGCGCCGCUGGCCGCGGAGCUGCGGAGGGUCGACCGCACAGGCGUCGGCCGAGCAGCCGGCGCCGUGGUGGCCCACACCGAGUACGAGACGAUCGAUAAAGAGCAUGGUGCUGCGGCAGAGGUCGCAGCACAGGCGACGGUGUUCGACAACCCCGAGUAUCCGAUGAAAGGCAUCGAGAACAUGGAGCUUGUGGCGACGGUCAAGAACCAAGAACAAUAA